AUGCGGACCCUCUUCGGCUUCCUCGGGAGGCGCACUCCCGACCCGCCGCGCCGCCAACAAAGCGGCAACACGAGUACCCCGGAGCAGCCACGCCGCCUUCGCAGCAGCCCGCGAGCGUCGUCGCUGAGCGUUGUCAUCACUGAGCCUCCGCCGCAGUGGGAACCGGCUCCUAGCAUCGGCCUCACCGCGUACGAGGCUCUUGCGAGGCUCGCUGGCCAGAUCAAAGAGAAAAAAGCUGGCUCAAUGAGCGCGCUGCAGACGACGGCAUCGGAAGCUUGCGACGAGGAGGAGGCGAACAGGCCUCCAAAAGGCUCGACUCUGUCGGACGACGACGACCGCGCUUCAUCUCCGGAGGACGCCGCCCGGUUCACUUGGACCGGCGAGCCGCGCUGGACCGGGCCUCGGGCCGAUCCUUUCCCGUCGGCGCGAGCGGAGGUGGCGCUGCUGCAGCGGCUUAUUCCGGGCGAGGUGCUGGUGCACGAGAACCCAAGCGCCGACAAGCUCUCCGGCCUCCUCCGCGACUGCACCCAGCUGCACGUCGCGUGCCACAUGCGGCGGGGCAGCGCCGUCUUUGUGGUGACACACGAGCCGAUCGUGUUGGCCGCCCCGGCCUCGCUCGAGCGCGCCGUCCUCAACUCGCUGCUGCACGCGCGCGUCGCGUGCCCCGUCUUCUGCUGGGCGAGCCGCGUGGAGGACGAGGCGGCGCGGCUGUUCGGCGAGGCGGCGUUCGAGUUCGGGCGCUUCGCCGUGACGGCUGACACCAAGCCGACGACGGCGAGGGACGGCAAGCCAGCCCGCUCCCAAAAGUUCACGCUGCGAGACCCUGACGCGGCCGCUACAGAGGCGAUCUGCGAGGUGGGAAUCCGGCUGGUGCCUGCCGGGGUGCCCGAGCUGUACGACGGCACCCGCUUCCCCUUCUGCCUCUCCUUCGAGCUCCCCGCCCUCGCCUCGCCCGACGAAGACUCCGACAGCCUCGCGCGCGCAAAGAUGCACCUGCGAGGCUACCUGCGGCGCACGUGCGGCCUCUCCUCCUUCCGCGACUCUGACCUCGAGAUCGACCGGCUGACGGCGGUGUGGCGCAUCGCCCUCUUCGAGCGGGACGGCUUUGAGAUCACGCGCGCCAACGGCGAGCCGGGCGAGAGCCUGGUCGAAGAGCUCCGCCAGCGGUACGGCGCGACGCACGCAGACUUUGAGCUGCGCGCGGUGCGGCGUGGCUCGGUCCUCCUCACCAUCGUCGGCGCCCCCGCGGCCUUCGACCUCGUUGCGAGGGACUCCGGCUUCGCACGCGCCGGGCUGGGCGGCACGGCGCUCAACGGGCCCGUGCGAUUCGUGAAUGAAAGUGAGCCAUUGACGAACAGGCUGGGCGGCAUGGCGCUCAAGGAGCCCGUGCGGCUGCUCGCACUGCACGCGCAGGUGUACGGCUCGCGGGUGGCGCACGCGGCGCUGCUGUGCCCGAGGCGCAAGGGCGAGGCUGAGGGCGCGCUGGAGGGGGAGGAGGAGGGGCCGACGGUCGUCGUGCCGCCUCUCCCUCCCGGGCUGUCGAGCCUCGGCUAUGCGCAGCAGAUGGAGCGAGUCAGCACGGCGUACGACGCCCUCGUCUGGCAGAGCACCGGCGAGGACCUCGGCGUGGGCUUCGGCGAGGACCCCGAGGAGGGACUCGAGGACAAUGCCUCUGACAGGCCGCCGUCGCCGCAGUCGCCAGCAGCGCUAGCAUCAGCGGCGCCGUCCGCCUUGCCGACGGCGUCGACCAUUCCCGUGGCAGCGCACCGCUUGCCCCCGCUCGACGCUGGGCAGGUGGAGUCGCGGGCGCAACACCUCGCGGCGGCCCGCCGGCGAGCGCGUUGGCAGGCGGCGCGGGCGGCCACCAGGGCCGUCACGGACGCCGCCGGGGUAUUCAACCGCCUGUCGCGCCGCUCGUCGGCCGAGUCGGCGGCGGGGCGCGCCUCUGGCCGCCGCUCGCAGGAAGAGCUUCCGCCGCGCCGGUCGUCGGGGGCGGGGGCGCAGCAAGGCUGGCGGUGGAGGUGGGAGUAGGGGAGGUGAACUGAAACUCAGAAUUCCGAGCACCAA
Molecule: messenger RNA, 2067 nt
Organism: Emiliania huxleyi CCMP1516
Lineage: Eukaryota; Haptophyta; Isochrysidales; Noelaerhabdaceae
Exons: 12
Coding region: 1-2031 (676 amino acids)
Source: RefSeq, a predicted model, not a curated record